Messenger RNA from Cajanus cajan (pigeon pea), 783 nucleotides. Its product is annotated as putative aquaporin NIP-type. Gene Ontology annotation, biological process: transmembrane transport. The record is from RefSeq and is a predicted model, not a curated record. NCBI's taxonomy places the organism in Eukaryota, Viridiplantae, Streptophyta, Magnoliopsida, Fabales, Fabaceae. Gene Ontology annotation, cellular component: membrane. Gene Ontology annotation, molecular function: channel activity.
AUGGCCACCAAAGCCGAAGGCAUCCAAGAAGAAGAAUUCUCACGUAUGGAAGAUGGUGUUUCCUCUAGCCCUUCCAGAUGUGACACAUUACAUAACUGUUGUUCAAACAACGUUGUAACCCUAGUACAGAAGGUGAUCGCAGAAUUGAUUGGCACAUAUUUUGUGGUAUUUGCGGGUUGUGGGUCUGUGGCAGUGAAUAAGAUCUAUGGUUCUGUGACAUUUCCUGGAAUUUGUGUCACAUGGGGGCUCAUCGUAAUGGUCAUGAUUUACUCAGUUAAUCAUAUCUCUGGAGCUCACUUCAAUCCUGCAGUCACCAUCACUUUGGCCAUCUUUCGCAGGUUUUCAUAUAAAGAGGUGCCACUGUACGUUAUUGCUCAGUUGCUAGGGUCGAUACUUGCUAGUGGCACAUUAGCCCUAAUGUUGGAUGUAACGCCUAAAGAUUACUUUGGAACAGUACCAGUUGGAUCCAUUGCACAGUCUUUAGUUGCUGAAAUCAUCAUAACCUUUCUCUUGAUGUUUGUUGUAUCUGCUGUUGCUACAGAUCACAGAGCGGUGAAUGAAUUUGCUGGAGUUGCAGUUGGCAUGACAAUAAUGUUGAAUGUCUUCAUUGCCGGACCUGUAUCAGGAGCUUCCAUGAACCCUGCAAGAAGUAUUGGACCUGCGCUUAUAAAGCAUGUUUACAAAGGGUUAUGGAUAUACGUAAUUGGUCCAAUUAUUGGAGCCAUAGCUGGAGCACUUGCCUAUAACCUUCUUAGAUCCACAGAAAUGCCAUCUUCAGAAUAA